CUGUGUCUCCAAAGCGAAGCUGUUCACCGAACCGCAAAUAAAGCAGCAUUACGCACCACGAUGUGACGGAAGAGGAGCGACUCUGCUCGUGGAGAGUUGGAUACAAAACUCUUUGAUAUUGUCGGGACCCUGUGUGCUCAUCAGGAGAAAUCGAAGAACCUGUGUUAUGGGGUUGCUGUUUGAGGAGAUGCAUGUGUGCAGGUACUGCGCCUUACAUGUAUGUGGGCUACACUCUGUUCGUGCUGACCAGGAGCAUUACGCACAACAUAUCGCCAUGCAUUAGUGAAAGGCAGUUCAGCACAGCCAGUCUUAGCUGUUUUGGAAUGGAAAACGGUGGAAAACAUCGAACAUGAUCCGAAAGCACAAAUUGGCGCAAGAAUGGAUUUAAAUCAGUUAGAUUUGUUGAUGGGGAACGUAUCCAAGGAUGAGAACACUACGGACGCACCGCUUGGCUUGCCACACACCGGGGCAGCCACUGCGCUCAUCAUUGUUGUAGUUAUCAUCAUUAUUUCGGUGACCAUUGUCGGUAACGUGUUGGUGAUUGUAGCGGUGCUGACCAGUCGUGCUCUCCGUGCGCCCCAGAACCUUUUCCUGGUCUCCUUGGCAUCAGCGGACAUCCUGGUGGCCACACUGGUCAUCCCCUUCUCCCUCGUCAAUGAGGUCAUGGGCUACUGGUACUUUGGGAGUACUUGGUGCGCCUUUUACCUGGCUCUGGACGUUUUGUUCUGCACCUCAUCCAUCGUGCACCUGUGCGCCAUCAGCCUGGACCGUUACUGGUCAGUGACAAAGGCGGUCAGCUACAACCUGAAGCGGACACCUAAGCGCAUCAAGUCAAUGAUCGCUAUAGUGUGGGUAAUAUCUGCUUUCAUCUCCUUCCCUCCUCUCCUCAUGACCAAACAUGAUGAACGGGAGUGUCUGCUGAACGAUGAGACCUGGUACAUCCUCUCCUCGUGCCUGGUGUCCUUCUUCGCUCCGGGUCUCAUAAUGAUUCUAGUUUACUGUAAGAUCUAUAAGGUGGCCAAACAGCGCUCCUCCACCGUAUUCGUGGCCAAAAACGGUCUGGAGAGGCAGCCCUCUCAGUCCGAGACAUGUUUCGUCAGGACGGACCGGUGUGAGACGGAGAGCCCCAGCAGCCAGAGCUCCGGGAGUCAACAGAGGAGGCAGGGGGAGCUGGAUGACAUAGACCUGGAGGAGAGCUUCUGUCCGUCGGAUACUAAACCCCGCAAUCAUCGCUUCAACAAGCGGAGAAAGGUGGAGGGGUCAGACUGCUGCCCGCCUCAGAACUGCCGUCUCUCCUGGGCUUCAGCCCGGGCGCUGCAGCUCCCCCCGGAGCAGAAGCACCCUGCUGCGCGACAACAGCUGGCCGCGGCCAACAAGACCAAGGUGGCCCAGAUGAGGGAAAAACGGUUCACCUUCGUGCUUGCUGUUGUGAUGGGGGUGUUUGUGCUUUGCUGGUUCCCCUUCUUCUUUACCUACAGCCUGCAUGCUAUCUGCAGAGAGAGCUGCUACAUCCCUGGUGCACUUUUCAACCUUUUUUUUUGGAUUGGCUACUGCAACAGUUCUGUGAACCCUAUAAUAUACACUAUUUUCAACAGGGAUUUCAGGAAAUCCUUCAAGAAAAUCGUAUGCAGAACUUCAAAACGCACUUAAACACAGGAAUCCUGUGGGCAAAAUGUUGCCACUUUCACUCAAUGGGCAAAAGGGAUUAUAUAUAAGAACUCAUUCUUCUUCUACUGACUGUGUUCCCUCCCCACAUUCAUUUUAAUGUAGGCUAACUCGUCUGAAUAAAAUGUGAAGUUGCAAAACAAAAAGGUACAUAUGUUCAGUUCAUCAAAGUUUAAAAUUCGAUGCAAGCAUGCAUCAAACAUGGUCAGUUAAUCAAUCAUUAGAUGCAUAUGACACAGUUGUAAUAUAUAGGUCAUUGUAUAAUAAGUCCUGCAACACGCACCUUUGAACAAGAAGUUCCUCUAUAAUGGAUCAAUAUUUCGUACUGCAGCAAGCCGGGGGAAAGAGCAACUUCAGGGUGAAAUUGAAGUAAUGUGUAGUUUAAAAUGCAUGAUUCCAGAGCUGGAGGCUGGUGCACAGUGGGUGUUUUGUGUAAAGAUAAAAAGAAGAUUACUCUCCAUCAUAUAAGAUAUGAGCAUGAGGAUAAGCAGGCUAGCAGCAUGCCUGUGCGUCAUGGAAAAAAAUAAAGAAUAAAAUCCUAUGGUUCAAAUGAUUUAUGUUUAUUAUCAUGUGGUAGAAAUGCUUGGUAUUAUAACACGUAUUUUAGACACACAUUUAUUUAAACUUGCUGCUGUUUAAGCUGCAGCGAGGCCAUUUCUUAUCAGUGAACCCCCAAACUUACAUAAGAGUCUAAUCUUAAACCCCCACCGCACCAUCACACCAGAACACAAUGUCCAAGCUGAGGCCUGUGUGUGCAAAAACUCAAUAAAUCUGUGUUUAAUUUCAACACCUCACAAUACCUCAAAAAGAUUAAGGCCAUGCAAGAUCCCAUUCUGCUACACAGCCUGAUUUUGGUUUCAUUCAUGUUACUGCAUGCUAAGAAAAAACACAUUGCAGUAGAUUUCAUUAGCACAACAAAUACAGAAAAACAGUCCCACUUCCAUCAAACAUCAAAUCUCCUUGGUUGAAUAUACGAGAGCUUAAUAUCCACAAGCCAAGCCUCAGUCUGUUUCCUCUGCUUUAUAAAGCUGUAUUGUUAUAGAAAAAGUAAUCUACAUUAUUAAGAAAGCUAUGACAUACAUGAACAGAAAUUGUUUUGGUUACUGCACAUUACUGUUUACCUCACAGGCUUGGUUGCUUCAUGAUGCAUCUGGGACCAAAACUGUAUAUGUAAUGUGUUUUUUUUAUGAAACAUGCAUGAAAAGUUCCUGUACUUUCUUCUGGAAAAAAAGUAGUGAAAAGAAGGCUGGCCAGCUCCAUAUCAGCCUAUUGUCUGCAGGGGGGUGCUGCGGAUAGAUACACUAUUUAUAUCCUCUUAGGAAUGUCUUCAAAGCAUCUUACGGCUUACUGGCGCCUGCCAAAGAUAAUCACCCUGUUUGAAGGGUGUUGUGCUUAAAAGGAAUUUUCAAGAAGGUUAAUGAAUUUGUUUUUGUGAAGUACGCACAUAUUCAUGAGGGUGUUGUUAAAAUAUCACUAAAGGCAAAAAGAGUGAAGGUGUUGGUAUAUUUCCUAUUCCACUUGACGUUCCGCACUAUUUUAUUCAUGAAGAUUAUCAGACAGUCUGGGAGAGGUUAGAGGAAGGAAACGUUAUCUCAAAGGGACUCAUAAACUCUAGAAACAAAUGAAAUGUCUGGGUCGAGACACACUAACAGGAAGUAGUGAAAAAAGCAUUGUAUCUUUAUCUUGAAGAAUUACUGGUAUGGAAGUGGUGUUAAUUGGAAUAUAUGUAAUUUGAUACUGUUGUGUAUAUGUUAAAUAAUGUCAUUUCUCUAGACAGCACUGUCAUUACUCUUAAAGCCUGUUGCAUUCUCUGAGGAGGAAAUAUUUACAUGAGCACUAUGUCAUUUUCUUCCCGAUUACCAUCUGACAAGAAGUCCAACUCCCUUGUUAAAUCUCACUUCCUAAUUCAAUUAGCUUUCCAAUCAUCUGCUCUGUUGCAGCAAAAUGAAACACAAUGCUUUUAAUCAGCUGUUUGGUCUUUAUGUUGCUUUCAGUUGGGUUUAAUCUCUCGAAGGAAUUUCUCGUGACACAGUUCAGCUCAGUUGCAUUUUUCCAACCAAAUUGAGAGUACUAACACGUAAAAACAGCAUAUCUUGUUAUAUAAUGGUUGUUCUCAAAUACAGAUCUCUCACAACCCCCCACUAUUCAAGACAAAUGCUCUGUUAUUGUAUUUGUAUUCAAGAUAAAAUGAGUGUUGUUUGUAGUCUGUUUAUUUGGAGGCCUUAUUAUACCGAACUCUUUAUUCAUCCUAGACUGUAAACAAAGUGUGACACUAUAGUUCAGGAAGAGAAAGCAGAGCAGUGACGCCCCCUAACCUCUCAAAUCUUAAUCCAAAGGCUUAAAGAGAGCAAAGAGAAAGAUGACGGGAACGUUUUAUUUAGGGCAGUUUUUUAAAGGAGGGUAGGAGUGGAUGGUCAGUGCAGACUGCCAGGGCUGUUGAGUGUCAGCACUGAAGGCAAUGCUAUUUGCAGUCACAUUUCCCCAAAGGAAAGAUGGUUAAAAUGUUUCAAAAUCAGAGCAGCAUCUUAGGAUGAGAGACGCCGAGAGCUGUUGUCCUCUGCUACGUUACCUUGUUUGUCAGGCACAAUGCUGCAUCUGCAGGUAAUUGCUUUUGUCAAUCGUCUCUAACAAGAUAAGGGUUGAAGGCGAGCAAGGCCAAAAGUGGCGUCAAUUCCAGGAAGCCGCGUAUCUUGAGAAGAAGAGCCAGUUUGUCAUUAGUGUAAAUCAGCUGGUGUCACGUCCAGAGGGUGGGAUUGAGCUCACUCCCUCCAGGUCGUUCUAAGAAAUAUAUACAGCCCCGUUAAACACAAUCACACUUGAGGUGUCAAAGGAAAUUAGAGAGCUGUGUGUUUGUAUCUCUGCAUGCACACAUCCUCAAAAUUAAGACAAAUAACUUUGACAGCCUUUGUAUUUUGAAGUAUAAACAAGCUGACCGAACUGAAAUCUCUUGGUUUGGUUAAAACUAUUUUUAUUAAAGGCUUAUUGGCUCAACAUCGUUCAAACUGAAACUGAAGAAACAACUUUGUGUAGUAGUUGAUUAUUUGUGGUGCGUUGGAAAACCUAUUUACUUAGAGUGUAACCAUGGACACCUAAUCCAUAGACCUGCCUCCUCAUGUUGUUUUGCUUGAAUUCCUGCAUUAGGCACACAAAUAUUCAAAGUGUAGUUUUUCAAAGGGAGAUGUGGCUGUGUCUAUUUGUUUAUCACAAUUUGUUCAUUCCUGAAUGAGCAUUGUAUAUUUAUUUUAGAAAAGAAAAAGUGUGCAAAUAUAUUUCUGUCCAAUCUCAUUCUACUUUAUAUUCAAGUCUUUGCAGCUUCAAAAUAUUCACAAUGUUUCCACUACAUACAGAAUUGAGUGUGAUGAAAGGACGACAGAAAACAGAUGGUGCCAUUCAUAAAAACGUGUGUAUUUAAUGUAGACAUUAAGGCUUCUGUUUUUCCCGAUCAUUGUAUUGCUGUUGUCUGUCUUUAAAAAUCAGUGAAUAUAUUGUAUUCAUCCCCACACACUCUAUUCCAUAAAGUCAAUGUGCUUUCUCAGCA
Molecule: messenger RNA, 5203 nt
Organism: Trematomus bernacchii (emerald rockcod)
Lineage: Eukaryota; Metazoa; Chordata; Actinopteri; Perciformes; Nototheniidae
Gene: adra2db
Product: adrenergic, alpha-2D-, receptor b
Exons: 1
Coding region: 379-1650 (423 amino acids)
Biological process (GO): adenylate cyclase-activating adrenergic receptor signaling pathway
Cellular component (GO): membrane
Molecular function (GO): adrenergic receptor activity
Source: RefSeq, a predicted model, not a curated record